CGCUACAUCACCACCCACGACUUCACCGGCAAAAGCAUCUACGCAGAUUCUCCCGCUCAAGUCUACAACUACAACCCAGGUUUCGGCGGCAUGGCACGUUCCUACUCCGUCGGGAGCGUUCCAGCAGGCCUCACCGACGAUAUCGAUGUCAAAGCCUACCGCGCGGAAGACGCCGUGACAAGCUACAAGCGGAGAGAUAUUGUUCUGCCUCAGCCUGGAAGUAAUCUGGUAGUCGUGGAUCUGGAGCCGGGAGCGAGCAGUCAGAUGCAUCAGACUGUUAGCGUUGACUACUCGAUCUGCGUGAUUGGGGAGAUUGAUCAUGAGCUUGAUAGUGGAGAGGUUGUGAGGCUGUAUCCUGGCGAUCAUAUUAUUCAGAGAGGCACGAUGCAUCGCUGGACGAAUGCUUCAAAGGACAAGCCGGCAAGGUUUGUGGCUUGCAGUCUGCCUUGCGAGCCCUUUGAUGUUGGUAGCAAGAUGCUGAAGGAA
Molecule: messenger RNA, 486 nt
Organism: Zymoseptoria tritici IPO323
Lineage: Eukaryota; Fungi; Ascomycota; Dothideomycetes; Mycosphaerellales; Mycosphaerellaceae
Exons: 2
Source: RefSeq, a predicted model, not a curated record